GAAAUAAAACUACAAAGAUAUAGACUGUCCUGCACCACUAAGUGAACACAAUGGGAUGCCUCGUUGCCUUGGCGAUUUUACUACACUUUGCAGCUGUGCAGGCCCAAGAAGAUGAUCACAUGUUACUUCAGGUCCUGUUUUACCAACCCAACAUUCCAGUCACCGGAAUGCUGAUGAUGUUUGACAAUGAGCAGAUGUUCCGUUAUAAUUUCUCUGACAACUCCACUAUCCCCAGGAUUGGAGAGUUCAAGAAAUGGGCAGAUCAAAGCGUUUUUCCCAGUCCCAAAAACAUCACGAAACGCCUGCAGCGAUGUCACAAUAUAUGGGAGAACCUGACCAAAAGUUUUGUAAAUGUUACACCAGAGGCCAAAGGAUUACCAGAUCUGAAGGUGUUUCUGGAAGUCCCACUACACAUAGGUGUACCCAAUAAGCUGAUCUGCUCCAUCGCUAAUGUGUUUCCACCAUCCAUCAGCGUCCCCUGGAGAAAGAACGGCUGGCCAGUGAAUGAAGGGAUAAGUUCCUCUGGUUACUUCUCUAUUGAUUCUGCAUUUCAGACCUUCUUCUACCUCAAUAUGACACCCACAUACCAUGACAGCUACUCCUGCAAUGUGAAGGUCGUUGGAGAGAAUUAUACAACUGUCAAAUACUGGGUUCCUGAAUAUCCUGUGCCCUCAGAUUUACUGGAAAAUGUACUCUGUGGUUUUGCUUUCGCUCUUGGUAUUGUCUUCUUGUUCUUGGGUGCUAUAUUCCUCUACUUGACAAAGAAGCUACACAAUACUGAUUGACACUCCAGAACUCUGCAGCAGCUGCUAAUGUCACCAGGGGGUUAAUAAAAGUGCUAAAUGCCACAUUAACCCUUUUUCAGGCGUUUGAUGGCGUACCUUCUACAGUGCC
Bombina bombina (fire-bellied toad) is the source of this 894-nucleotide messenger RNA. Its product is annotated as class II histocompatibility antigen, M alpha chain. The record is from RefSeq and is a predicted model, not a curated record. Gene Ontology annotation, biological process: immune response; antigen processing and presentation of exogenous peptide antigen via MHC class II; immunoglobulin production involved in immunoglobulin-mediated immune response. Gene Ontology annotation, molecular function: MHC class II protein complex binding. NCBI's taxonomy places the organism in Eukaryota, Metazoa, Chordata, Amphibia, Anura, Bombinatoridae. Gene Ontology annotation, cellular component: membrane; MHC class II protein complex. The coding region runs from base 51 to 785 and encodes 244 amino acids. The transcript is spliced from 5 exons.